AUGCUCUCAGAAGCUAACGCCAAGUUGACCCCCUACGAGAAGAAGUACGUGUGGAAGCUGCUCUACAUCUUCAUGCUCGGCUAUGACGUCGACUUCGGUCACAUGGAGGCCGUCUCCCUCAUCUCCGCCCCCAAAUACGCAGAAAAACAGGUGCUCUCCCCGCUCUCCCCCUUUUCCGCGCCCAAAUACGCCGAGAAAAAGGUGGGUUACAUGGUGACGUCAUGUCUGCUGAACGAGAACAACGACUUUCUACGCCUCGUCAUCAACUCCGUCAGGAAUGACAUCAUCGGCCGCAACGAGACCUUUCAGUGCCUCGCCCUCACCAUGGUAUGCCUCGCCCUCACCAUGGUAUGCCUCGCCCUCACCAUGGUAUGCCUCGCCCUCACCAUGGUAUGCCUCGCCCUCACCAUGGUAUGCCUCGCCCUCACCAUGGUAUGCCUCGCCCUCACCAUGGUAUGCCUCGCCCUCACCAUGGUAUGCCUCGCCCUCACCAUGGUGUGCCUCGCCCUCACCAUGGUAUGCCUCGCCCUCACCAUGGUAUGCCUCGCCCUCACCAUGGUAUGCCUCGCCCUCACCAUGGUAUGCCUCGCCCUCACCAUGGUAUGCCUCGCCCUCACCAUGGUAUGCCUCGCCCUCACCAUGGUAUGCCUCGCCCUCACCAUGGUAUGCCUCGCCCUCACCAUGGUAUGCCUCGCCCUCACCAUGGUAUGCCUCGCCCUCACCAUGGUAUGCCUCGCCCUCACCAUGGUAUGCCUCGCCCUCACCAUGGUAUGCCUCGCCCUCACCAUGGUAUGCCUCGCCCUCACCAUGGUAUGCCUCGCCCUCACCAUGGUAUGCCUCGCCCUCACCAUGGUAUGCCUCGCCCUCACCAUGGUACUGCUUGCCUCCGCUCGCUUCUUUAUCUCCGCGUAUUUCACACUAAGCUCUACACCCUCCACCCAGCUCUCCUCCGCUCCCCCCUCCACCCCUGCCACCCUCCCUCCCUCCCCCGCCUUCCCCUGCCACCUCCUCCCCUUUCCUCAACCUCUGCCUUCCUCCCUGCUUUCCCCCCCUCCCUCCCCCUCCCCCCUUUCCCUGCCGUGGCAGGUGGGCAACAUCGGGGGGGAGGAGUUCUCAGAGUCCGUCGCCCCUGACGUGCAGAAGCUGCUGGUACGCCGGGGAGGGAAGAGGGGAGGGGGGGGGAGUGGGCGGGAAGCUGCUGGUAGGGAGGGAAGGGGAGGAGGAGGGGGGAUGAGGAUGCGGUUGGCCAGGAUGGGAUGGUGGGGCUGGGGCAAGUGGGGGAGCAAGGAUGGGGCGGGAUGGGAUGAUGCUGGGGCAGGGGUGGUGAGGGAGGGUGCAAGUUCAGAUUCAUCCCCCCACCCCCCCCCUCCCUCAUCUCCAAUCCGGCUUGCUGGGCUUGCCCCCCUCCGCUCACUGGCAGCUGUCGAGCUCAGCGCGGCCGCUGGUGAAGAAAAAAGCAUCGCUCUGUCGAGCUCAGCGCGGCCGCUGGAGAAGAAGAAAGCAGCGCUGUGCCUGCUGAGGCUCUUCCGCAAGAAUCCCGACAUCAUCAGCACUGACACUUGGGUGGGAGGAGGGGAGGUGAUUGCUGCUGCUGCUGCUGUUGCGGCUGCCCCUGCUGCGGCGGCUGCUGCUGCUGCUGCUGCUGCUGCUGCUGCUGCUGCUGCUGCUGCUGCCCCUGCUGCAGCGGCUGCUGCUGCUGCUGCUGCUGCUGCUGCUGCUGCCCCUGCUGCUGCCCCUGCUGCAGCGGCUGCUGCUGCUGCUGCCCCUGCUGCUGCCCCUGCUGCAGCGGCUGCUGCUGCUGCUGCUGCUGCCCCUGCUGCGGCGGCUGCUGCUGCUGUUGCUGCUGCUGGGGUGGAGGUCCCCAUGGGGGCUGCUGCAGCUGCUGCUGCUGCUGCUGCGGUGGCUGCUGCUGGAACAGGGACCGCCCUGACUGGGGGUGCCGUGCUCAUCCCCGGUGGAGCCACCACGGCUGCUUGCGCUGCUGCUUCCUUGACCGCUGCCUCCCUUGCCCCCACCUCCCCCUUUGCCGUUGCCUUUGCCCUGCUUGCGGGGCUGGGUAGCGUUGAGAGAGGAGGAGGAAGGUUGGGAGGAGGCGAGGUUGACUAUAGGGGUGCGAAGUUUGACUUCGGUAUCGAUGAUCCACUGUUCAACAGAAGCGAGAUCGGCCAUGGGAUUGGCCUCGGUAAAGGCGUGAAGGCGGGAUUCAUAGGCUGGGGUGAGGUUGAAGAGGAGGCGAUGGAUUUGGAGGGGUUCGGAGAGGCCGGCUUGGCGGGCGUCGAGGCGAUCGGCUACCUCUCGCAUGCGGCCGACAUAGUCUACAGCUCCGUCACAAGUGGCGAGGGCACGGCGACGCAUAAUGAAAUCUGCAUCUGCGGUAGCUUGGUCGGCGGCGGCCUGGAGGUCGGGCUCAAGGGGAGGAUCGCCAGGAGGGGGAGGGAGAGGAGGGCCCUCGCCGGGGUGGUCAGGUUCGGUGGGGGGGAGGGCAUGGGGGCGGCGGAGGAUUACGUCAAGGACGCGGUAGGGGGAGACCCAUGCGUCGUUGAGGACUCGGCGGAUGCUGCCGACAAACGAAUGCCAGUUAAUGGCAGAUUUGUCAGCUGCAAGCUGCAGUUUGUCAAUGGAGGAAGUAUCGAAAGGAGGAGGGAGGGGGGAGGGGGAGGGCAUGGGGUAAGCCAUGAGGGACGGCUGCGGGUGGACCCGCAGUGGUCACAGAAGCGCGCAGGCGGCGGCAGCUGGCGGGGCUGCUGUGGCGUAGAGGAAUGGCGCGGGCGGCGGCGGCUGGCGAGGCCGCGGCUUUCGCAGGCGCGGAGGCGGCGACGAGGCCGCGGAGCGGCGCGAGGUGGCGGCGGCUGGCGAGGCCGCGGCGGACGCAGGCGCGGAGGCGGCGACGAGGCCGCGGAGGGGAGCGGCGCGGGCGGCGGCGACUGGCGAGGCCGCGGUGACGCGGGCGCGGAGGCGGCUACGAGGCCGCGGAGGAGGAAUGGCGUGGGCGACGGCGGCUGGCGGGGCCGCAGCGACGGCAGGCGCGGAGGCGGCUACGAGGCCGCGGAGCGGCGCGAGGUGGCGGCGGCUUACGAGGCCGCGGCGAGCGCAGGCGCGGAGGCGGCGACGAGGUCGCGAAGGGGAGCAGCGCGGGCGGCGGCGGCUGGCGAGGACGUGGCGACGCGGGCGCGGAGGCGACGACGGGGUCGCGGAGGUGGGGGGGGGGGGGGGGGGGGGGGUGGGAAGGCGCGGGCGACGGCGGCUGGUGAGGCCGCGGCGGCGGCAGGCGCGGAGGCGGCGACGAGGCCGCGGAGCGGCGCGAGGUGGCGGCGGCUCGCGAGGCCGCGGCGAACGCAGGCGCGGAGGCGGCGAGGAGGCCGCGGAGGAGAGUGGCGCAGGCGGCGGCGGCUGGCGAGGCCGUAG
Closterium sp. Naga37s-1 is the source of this 3405-nucleotide messenger RNA. The record is from the annotation of a GenBank genome assembly. NCBI's taxonomy places the organism in Eukaryota, Viridiplantae, Streptophyta, Zygnematophyceae, Desmidiales, Closteriaceae.